AUGGAAUCACAGAAGAAACAUAUCAAGUUUAUGGCUCAGAAAUACUUGGACAGCAGCCAGAAAAAGGCACCUCAAAGGACAUCUGUUUAUAAAAGGGGUCACAAAGGCAGAGAAACGAGUGGGACUCCUUUAUUCCCGGACAUUUAUGGUGGAAAGAAAAAUAGUAAGUGCAAUCCUUCAGGACGAUACGAAAAGGCCCAAGGUCGGUUGCAGUUUGUACUGAACACGGACAGUCCCGGUCCAGCAGCUUACUCGCCUCCCCCCAUGGCCUACAGAGAAACCAUCGCCCCGUCCUAUACGUUUGGGUGGAAGACCCCUCCUCGAGAAGGCGGAGGCCGUCGUGCGUGGCAAAAGUCUUGGUUCAUGAGCAGAAACCCCUUCUGGAGGAAAGUGGAUUUCAGCACCGAAACCAACUGGCCUUCUCCUUCCCAAUAUGGUCAACUCUUGGGAACCAAUCUUGGCAACCGGUCAAACACUCCAAACUUCACCUUCGGCCAGAGAGGAGAAUACGCUUUGAUUAACAAAGGCACCAUCGAUGAACCAGGACCCAAUCGAUAUAACAUUGACCGCGCCUACACAUUUGUGCUCCACCGUUCACCGUCCAUAAUCAUCAACCCUGCCCCUCUCGCUCUGUACAGGUGGAUUGAAAAAGUGGAGACUCCAGGCCCAGGGGCUUACAACGUAGACAAAGGGUACAACGCUCGUCUGCCCAGGUGCCCAAGCUUCUACAUCCAAGGUGUGAGACGACCCAAGAAGCACGAAACAGGCCCCUUUUCGACGUUGUGA
Notechis scutatus (mainland tiger snake) is the source of this 786-nucleotide messenger RNA. NCBI's taxonomy places the organism in Eukaryota, Metazoa, Chordata, Lepidosauria, Squamata, Elapidae. The record is from RefSeq and is a predicted model, not a curated record.